UGACGACAGCCCCUCUUUUACUUUGGUGAUGAAAUUGUUUCUCCUCCGCCAACCCCUCUUCACCGUCACUAACUUGUCACCUGUUAGUUCAUUUCUCUUGUCUCUUCAGUUUUCUUUUCCUUUAGAUUUUCCAGUUCAUAAUGUCUGCAAAUACGAAAAUACCCCGGAAUUUUAGGCUCCUAGAGGAGCUAGAGAAGGGCGAGAAGGGCUUGGGAGCAGAGGCCUGCUCCUACGGUCUUGCUGAUGGCGAGGACAUGAUGAUGAGCAACUGGAAUGGAACCCUCCUUGGACCCCCUCAUAGCGUCCACGAGAACAGGAUAUACAGUCUCAACAUCCAUUGCGGCCCUGAAUACCCCGAUAGCCCUCCAACUCUUCAAUUUAUCUCACGCGUCAAUCUUCCAUGCGUUGACCCAAACUCCGGGAAGGUCGACCCCGCGAAAUUGCCCUGUCUGGCACAGUGGAAGCGCGAGUAUACCAUGGAGACUGUCCUGAUUGAACUUAGAAGGUACAUGGCUUUACCACAACAUAAGAAAAUUCCUCAGCCUCCGGAGGGCUCGAAUUUCUAAAUAUUUGCAUCAUAAAUGAAUGACGAGUCGAAAACGGGGUAUUCGGUCGGUGUUCGCGUCCGGUUAUUAGCUUCUCCUUGACCUAUUAGAGCAUGUUUAGUCUAUGCAUGACGGCAGGCAUCGUCCCAUAACAGCGAAGCCUAGCUGCAAUCAAUUAGCUUCCUUCAGCUAUAUAUUUGUGCGGUAAACCGCAGACAUACUGUAAACUAAGACCGCCGUCUAAUCGAUAUUUUCACCAUUGCAAGUCUGGAG
This is a messenger RNA of Aspergillus versicolor CBS 583.65, 818 nucleotides long. RefSeq names its product E2 ubiquitin-conjugating protein MMS2. The transcript is spliced from 5 exons. Gene Ontology annotation, cellular component: nucleus. The coding region runs from base 141 to 566 and encodes 141 amino acids. Gene Ontology annotation, biological process: DNA damage tolerance; protein K63-linked ubiquitination. Lineage: Eukaryota; Fungi; Ascomycota; Eurotiomycetes; Eurotiales; Aspergillaceae. The record is from RefSeq and is a predicted model, not a curated record.